Molecule: messenger RNA, 1876 nt
Organism: Trematosphaeria pertusa
Lineage: Eukaryota; Fungi; Ascomycota; Dothideomycetes; Pleosporales; Trematosphaeriaceae
Product: ATP-dependent RNA helicase-like protein dhh1
Exons: 4
Coding region: 106-1626 (506 amino acids)
Biological process (GO): P-body assembly; cytoplasmic stress granule assembly
Cellular component (GO): P-body; cytoplasmic stress granule
Molecular function (GO): mRNA binding; ATP binding; RNA helicase activity
Source: RefSeq, a predicted model, not a curated record
ACACGCUCGCCGUCGCCGUCGCAUAGCUCGACCGCGCACAUAUUUGCCUACAGCGAGACUCCGAUUCUUGCUUAGACUCUCCCACCGCUGGUGGACGUCCCCACAAUGACGACCGAAAUCACGAACCAGCUAGCAGCGACGAAGCUCAGCGAAGCUUCACCCUCAGCAGGCGCCGACUGGAAAGACGGCCUGAAGAUUCCCUCCAAAGACACCCGAGUACAGACCGAGGAUGUGACGGCAACAAAGGGCCUCGAAUUUGAAGACUUCUUCAUUAAGCGCGAGUUGAUGAUGGGCAUAUUCGAGGCGGGCUUCGAGAAGCCGUCGCCGAUUCAGGAAGAGACUAUCCCCGUCGCUCUGACCGGCCGAGACAUCCUCGCACGAGCGAAGAAUGGCACGGGAAAGACCGCCGCGUUCGUGAUACCCACACUCGAGCGCGUAAACCCGAAGAGCCCGAAGACGCAAGCGCUGAUUCUCGUCCCCACCCGAGAACUCGCUCUGCAGACAUCACAGGUGUGCAAGCAGCUGGGCAAACACCUUGGCAUCAACGUUAUGGUCUCAACGGGAGGCACCGGCCUGAAGGAUGACAUCAUUCGGUUGUCUGAUCCCGUCCACAUUAUUGUUGGCACACCGGGCAGGAUUCUGGAUUUGGCAGGCAAAGGUGUAGCCGACCUCUCAGCCUGCCAGACAUUCGUUAUGGACGAGGCUGACAAGCUCUUGUCUCCCGAAUUCACACCCGUUGUUGAACAGCUGCUAGGCUUCCAUCCCAAGGACCGGCAGGUCAUGCUCUUCAGUGCCACGUUCCCUAUUGUAGUUAAGAGCUUCAAGGACAAGCACAUGAACUCUCCGUACGAGAUCAACCUGAUGGAUGAACUGACGCUUCGCGGUAUCACUCAAUACUAUGCGUUUGUCGAAGAGAAGCAGAAAGUGCACUGCUUGAACACCCUCUUCAACAAAUUGCAGAUCAACCAGUCCAUCAUCUUCUGCAACUCCACGAACCGAGUUGAGCUUCUUGCUAAGAAGAUCACUGAGCUUGGUUAUUCCUGCUUCUAUUCGCACGCGCGCAUGUUGCAGCACAACCGCAAUCGCGUCUUCCACGAUUUCCGCAACGGUGUUUGCCGCAAUCUCGUUUGCUCUGAUCUGCUAACCCGUGGUAUCGAUAUUCAGGCCGUCAAUGUUGUCAUCAAUUUCGACUUCCCGAAGAAUGCCGAGACAUAUCUCCAUCGUAUCGGCCGCUCAGGUCGUUUUGGUCAUCUUGGUCUGGCGAUCAACCUGAUCAACUGGGAUGAUCGGUUCAACCUAUAUCGAAUUGAGCAAGAGUUGGGUACUGAGAUCCAGCCCAUCCCGCAGGUCAUCGAGAAGAAGUUGUAUGUCUAUGAGUCCCCCGAGAACAUUCCCCGACCCAUCUCGAACCCGCAGCGCCCUCAAGGCCAGAACCAGAACCAGGACCAAGACAACACCGUGGCGCGCAACCCUCUGCAGAACAACCGUGGGAAUUACAACCGUAACCAGCGAGGCGGUGGUCAUUUCCAAGGUCAACGCCGGGGUCCUCCUCAGGGCCAGCAGAAUCGCCAGAAUGGACAUAACCCGCAGCGCAACACGCGACCCCAGCCCGCCGGGCCAGCAUAGUGGCUGGACGGUGCACGGCGAUAGGGGGUUGUGGGUUGCCUGAGCAGUUUUCGUUGGCGUUCGCGAGCCUUCCAGAUUUAUGUCACGAUCUCUCUUUGCCCAGGAGCCAGUUAGUUGCAUUUGGGCUGUCCGUCGCGACUGCACAUAGUUCUUGCGUUGUUUCCUUUUUUACGAUAACACGAGCGGUUUGUCGACGAAUCGAUACGGGAUACCUGAUUUUUCUUCCUCGGGCAUAACGAAUCGAGCCAUC